Messenger RNA from Lactuca saligna, 1458 nucleotides. NCBI's taxonomy places the organism in Eukaryota, Viridiplantae, Streptophyta, Magnoliopsida, Asterales, Asteraceae. The record is from the annotation of a GenBank genome assembly.
GGGUCAAUGUAGGAAUCAUGGAAACCAUCAAAACCCCAACCCUUUUUAAGUUUCUAGGGUAAAGAUAGAAAUCUAGGUUUUGUAUUUUCUUGAAAAAUGGGGAAUGGAGACAGAAGCAGUAGUAGGGGUUUUAAUAUCGGAGGCGGAGACGAUGACUCAGGGGAAGCACCUGCACCUGCACCUUCGGCGUUCUUGGAGUCUGAUAUUGCAGUGGGUAUGAACAUGCAGCACGCUGUAUCAUCUUUUAACCUUCGUAACAAGAUCACCAAUUUCAUGCCUCCUUCUUCAUAUUAUCACCACAACCAGCUUCAAAAUCAUCACGCUUCGACUGAAAUUGGUGGUGGCGUAGUCUUCGGAUCAGACAGUGGUGGAGCAACGGAAGUUUCAGGGAAAGUACUUUUCACUGCGACUCAGUGGCAAGAGCUUGAGAAGCAGACGAUGAUCUAUAAGUACAUUAUGGCUUCUAUCCCUGUUCCCCCUCAGCUCUUAAUACCUUAUUCCACUCAAUCCAACAAGGGGGGCAUGGACAUGAGAUUCUCAAGCGGGUCGGAUCCGGAGCCAUGGAGGUGUAGAAGAACCGAUGGAAAGAAAUGGAGAUGUUCCAGGGAUGUAGCACCUGACCAGAAAUACUGCGAGCGUCAUGCCCACAAAAGCAGACCCCGUUCAAGAAAGCCUGUGGAAAUUCAACCCCACAACACUAACAUUACAACAAACGCCCUCAACAUUACUCCUAAUUCGUAUACAAAUGCUCUUACCACUUCUUCAUAUCAACAUCCCAGUUGGGGAAUCCCUGUAUCUGUAUCUUCAUCGAACCAACAAUUUCAGGAAUCGUUGAAUCACUCACCCCGAGUAGGAUCGAAAAGGAACCAUAAUUUCCCUCAAGAACAUGAAUCCCACAACAACUACAGUAAUCUUUUGGAUACGACUAGUACUGCAGGUGUUAGGAGGCAGAAUUUCAUAGAUGCUUGGUCAAGAAGUACUGGAGGAGGCGACAACUGUUCUCUUAGUUUGUCGAUGCAAUGUAGUGGUGGGAUUGAUGAUGAUGAUCACAAUUUUGAAAUUGGAAUGUUGGAUGUGGAAAGAGAAGGGAAAUCGCAUAACCAGUGGUUGUUGAACCAGAGUUCUUGGAUGGGUUCACGUUCAACACCUGGUGGACCAUUGGGUGAAGCAUUGGGCCUGGGUAUUGCUAGUAGUACUGUGAAUGGGCCUUUGAGUGGGCCAUCUUUUCAUGGCCAUAGUAGUAGUAGUAGUACAAACACAAGCAGCUUGUGCGAUAAUGGUGACACACAUGGCCAUGAGCUUAGCUUCAUUAGGUGAACCUGAAAAACCAUGGAAAGCUAUGAUGAUCAGUGGGGUCCAUCUUGUGUUUUGUAGUUGAAAAUUUCUUAGACUACUUGGGUUUCAUUUUAUUUAACAAUUUUAUUUGCCAUAGACCAUAGUUCAUCUUUAUGAAUCAUG